Labrus mixtus (cuckoo wrasse) is the source of this 1632-nucleotide messenger RNA. It is a transcript of the gene gnat1, whose product is annotated as guanine nucleotide binding protein (G protein), alpha transducing activity polypeptide 1. Gene Ontology annotation, molecular function: GTP binding; GTPase activity; G-protein beta/gamma-subunit complex binding. The transcript is spliced from 9 exons. Gene Ontology annotation, biological process: adenylate cyclase-modulating G protein-coupled receptor signaling pathway. Gene Ontology annotation, cellular component: heterotrimeric G-protein complex. Lineage: Eukaryota; Metazoa; Chordata; Actinopteri; Labriformes; Labridae. The record is from RefSeq and is a predicted model, not a curated record. Bases 189 to 1241 code for a protein of 350 amino acids.
AAACGCUCCUGUCCUUGUGCUCCAUUGGCCGUCUUUGGUCAGGUGGGAUUGGGAUGCCCGAAAUCCUCUCCUGAGACAGGAAAAUACUCAAACAUUCUCCAGAGUUUACUGCGGGCAGACGCAUCAGCAGCACAGUUGACUGGACAUACAUCCAUUUUUCCUGACAGUUUUUUUCUGGAAAAGUUGGGAUGGGGGCUGGAGCGAGCGCUGAGGACAAACGCUCCAGAGAGCUGGAGAAGAAGCUGAAGGAGGAUGCUGACAUCGAUGCGAGAACUGUCAAGCUGCUGCUGCUAGGUGCUGGAGAAUCGGGAAAAAGCACAAUCGUCAAACAGAUGAAAAUUAUCCACAAAGAUGGUUACUCACUUGAAGAAUGCUUGGAGUUUAUUGUCAUCAUCUACAGCAACACCCUGCAGUCCAUCAUGGCCAUCGUGAAGGCCAUGAACACAUUCAACAUGAACUAUGGACACUCAGAUCAGCAGGAUGAUGCCCGAAAACUGAUGCACCUUGCAGACACCAUUGAGGAGGGUACCAUGCCUAAAGAGCUGGCAGACAUCAUUCUGCGUUUAUGGAAGGACUCUGGCAUACAGGCGUGCUUCGACAGAGCCUCGGAGUACCAACUCAAUGACUCUGCUGGAUACUACCUGAAUGAUUUGGAGCGGCUGGUCCAGCCAGGCUACGUGCCCACCGAGCAGGAUGUGCUGCGAUCAAGAGUGAAGACCACGGGUAUCAUCGAGACAACGUUUUCCUUCAAAGAUCUACACUUCAGAAUGUUUGAUGUUGGUGGUCAGAGAUCAGAAAGAAAGAAGUGGAUCCAUUGUUUCGAAGGUGUGACCUGUAUCAUCUUCAUCGCUGCUUUGAGCGCCUACGAUAUGGUGCUCGUUGAGGAUGACGAAGUGAACCGAAUGCACGAAAGUCUGCACUUGUUCAACAGUAUCUGCAACCACCGCUACUUCGCUGCUACCUCUAUCGUUCUCUUUCUAAACAAGAAAGACGUGUUCAUUGAGAAGAUCAAGAAAGCUCAUCUGAACAUGUGCUUCCCUGAGUACGAUGGCCCCAACACUUACGAGGACGCUGGUAUCUACAUCAAAAUGCAGUUCUUGGACCUGAACAUGCGCAAAGACAUCAAAGAAAUCUACUCUCACAUGACCUGUGCUACAGACACAGAGAACGUGAAGUUUGUGUUUGACGCCGUCACUGACAUCAUCAUCAAAGAAAACCUGAAAGAUUGUGGUCUCUUUUAAGAGCCAUGUUGAGACAUAAUAAAGGGGUUCUUCAAGCGCCGUCACAUUACAGAAAUCUCUUCUCUAUUCAAACUGAGGACUGAAGAUGAAAACUUUCCCCUCAAACAGAAAUCCUCCAACAAGUGAAAGCAAAAUCGUUUUUUUUAAACAAUUUGUUUUGUUCAAAAGUAAGUUGAAGCUUUAAAGACUUUGUUUUAACUGAGAGAAGAAGACAACUCUUGCAUCAUAAAAUCCUGUGCAGAAUUCAGACAAGCUGACUUCUAGGCAGGCUGAUUUUUCAUAAAAGUCUUCUGAACUUGUCUUUGGAGGGCUGUGCAAUCUUGUAGAUAAGACAUCUGUCAGUAUAAAGUGAUUUAAUCUUACAUAAAUAAAUGUCUGGCUAAUGCAUUAA